Messenger RNA from Ambispora leptoticha, 1086 nucleotides. NCBI's taxonomy places the organism in Eukaryota, Fungi, Glomeromycota, Glomeromycetes, Archaeosporales, Ambisporaceae. The record is from the annotation of a GenBank genome assembly.
AUGUCAAAGAAACGCAUCGUGAUUAUCGGUGCUGGCGUAUCAGGCCUAACAACAGCUGUUCAACUGUUAAAACAAAAAAAAGGUUACCAUGUAACUAUAGCUGCAAAACACUUUCCCGGAGAACUAACUGGGGAAUAUACUAGUCCAUGGGCUGGGGCGAAUUGGCGAAGUUUAGCUUCAAUCACCGACAAACGACAACAAGAAUUCGAUAAAAAAACGUUAAUUUAUUUUUUUGAAUUAGUUAAAGCAAAACCUAUAGAAGAAACUGGGGUCAUGAAUGUUGAUGGAUUUGAGUAUUGGGAUGAGCUUCCCGGAAAAAAUUUUAUUGAACCUUGGUUUUCAAAUUUUUGUCCGGGAUAUCGUCAUUUACGAAAAGAAGAAUUACCAGAUGGUGUAAAAUUCGGUGUUACGUUUAAAACGGUCACUAUUAAUCCUUCUGUUUAUCUUAAAUUCUUGUUGAACACUUUCCUCGCUUUGGGUGGAAAUAUAGAACGCAAAGAAUUUUUGCAUUUACAAGAUGCAAUUCUCGCCAAUACGGAUAUUGUGAUUAAUUGUACUGGGCUACAUUCUAGAACGUUGGGUGGGGUACAAGAUACGAACGUAUAUGCUGUACGAGGUCAAACCGUGGUUGUUGAGCUACCACCGAAACACGUAACAUGGACUUUUGCGCGGAAUCAGCUAUUAACAGAUCCAAUUGGCACCUAUGUGAUCCCACGUAAUAACGGUGAAGUUAUUCUAGGUGGCACAUAUAUCGAAAACGAUUAUACAACAAUCCCGGAUCCUAUAAUUGCCGAAUCAAUAAUAAGACGAUGUUUGACUACUCGACCCGACCUUUUACCUGUUGGUCAAAAAGAAUUAAAGAUUAAAAGACAUGGAGUUGGAUUGAGACCUGUUCGGAAAGGUGGGAUUCGGAUCGAAGCCGAAUGGAUAAAUUCUUCAUUAGAUGGUAGUAAGAGAGUUUUAGUGUGCCAUAAUUAUGGGCAUGGCGGAUAUGGCUAUCAGUCUAGCUAUGGUGCAGCAUUGUAUUUAAUUGAGAUAAUGGAAAAAUCUUUGAAUAUUGAAAGGAGGAAGGCAUUGAAGCUUUAA